This is a messenger RNA of Drosophila takahashii, 1104 nucleotides long. RefSeq lists its product as uncharacterized. The record is from RefSeq and is a predicted model, not a curated record. NCBI's taxonomy places the organism in Eukaryota, Metazoa, Arthropoda, Insecta, Diptera, Drosophilidae.
AGCCAGUUCAGUUGAACGACGCACUCGCAGCGAACCGAUCGCAGGACCGGAACCAAAAAGCGGAAUAUACCUUACAGAUAAAAGUUACAAAACCUCCCAGUGACAUCAUGUGCAAGAGUGUGAUUAUUUUCCUGGCCAUCGUGGCCUCCAUUUCGAUGGCUCUAGCCCAAACUGCAACCCCACAAACCUGUGCCCAAGCCCCUAGCAUUAGCUUCAACAAUACGGAACUGAGUGGCAGGUGGAUCGAGUUGGCCCGCAAUCCAGCCUCGAAUGUGGCCUGCAUCACCCUGAACGUGGCUAUCUGGAACAACUCGAAUGUGCUGGUCAAUGUCAGCCAUUCGAGCAACAACCUCUCCACCCUGGUGGACGUCUAUGAAACGGCGAACAUCACUCUAUCUGCGAGCAACAACCUGGUCGGCUACAAUGUGUCCUUGGUGAAUGGCCAGAAGAACGAGUAUGUGUACGUCAAGCUGCUGAGCUAUGUGAACUCCACGUACCUCGUGGGAUGCAGCUACACGGAUGCGAACAACGCAUCGACCAGUGCUGGAUUUAUUCUGGGCAGAUCGAAUUAUACCACCCAGGGCAUUAACAAAGCCAACAAUGAUGCCUCCACGAGCUUUACCAACUUCCAGAACAACACCUACGGCAAUGUCACGCAGUUGGAUUGUCGUGCCAGUUCUGCCGGACAGACUGUGCCCCUGACCCUGAUUUCAGGCUUCCUCGCCUUCGUCCUGCUGCUGAUCAAGGCCUAAGAAAAGGAGAGAUGUAACCUACUUACCAUCCAUAGAAAAAAAAGAAGAAAAAUAACCAAACCAAAACCAAAACACUUGCCUAAGUUAUUGCGUCAUUCUCUUUAUUUAGUUUUUAGUUGACUUUAACGGCAAAACGAUGUCAAUAAAAGUAAACCGAAGUGGGUGAGGGCCCGUAAAAAGAAGUCCCACUGAAAAGAACAAAACUCGAUAAAGGUGUUGUACAGACAGCAGACGAAAAUCAGGUGUCUCAAUACUCCGCUGCAAUCAGCGCUUUAAUUUGCUGGCAACUUGUUCGAAGGUAUGCGUGAUAAGAUAAACGUAAGCGAUAGCGAAAUAUAUGACUGUGCCACCA